Molecule: messenger RNA, 1548 nt
Organism: Macrosteles quadrilineatus (aster leafhopper)
Lineage: Eukaryota; Metazoa; Arthropoda; Insecta; Hemiptera; Cicadellidae
Product: serine/threonine-protein kinase MAK
Exons: 11
Coding region: 184-1458 (424 amino acids)
Biological process (GO): intraciliary transport; protein phosphorylation; cilium assembly
Cellular component (GO): cilium; cytoplasm; nucleus
Molecular function (GO): protein serine/threonine kinase activity; ATP binding
Source: RefSeq, a predicted model, not a curated record
CCUAAUUCUUGCUGGAAUUGUCUUUUUGCUGAAAGACGAGAAACAGGUGCUGCCCCCUAUUGAUUGUGUACCUGGUCUAAGUGUGUCGCCAUGGCAACGGACAACAAUCAAUAUGGCCACUGAUAUGUAAAUGUUGGCAGUGCAGCGUGGAAGACCAUGACCGAUGGAUGAGGAAGAACCGCGAUGAACCGGUACAUCACCCUGAACCAGCUGGGGGACGGUACUUACGGCUCUGUGGUGCUGGGGCAGCGGAUAGACACAGGCGAGAAGGUGGCCAUCAAGAGGAUGAAGAGGAAAUACAAAUCAUGGGAAGAAGCCAUGAAUUUGAGGGAAGUAAAGUCCUUAAAGAAACUGAGCCACGCCAACGUUGUCAAAUUGAAAGAAGUCAUCAGAGAAAAUGACACAUUAUAUUUUGUAUUUGAAUACAUGAAGGAAAACCUAUAUCAAUUAAUGAAAGACAGAGACAAGUAUUUCCCCGAGCCUGUGUUACGGAAUAUUCUCUACCAAGUACUGCAGGGCCUCGCCUUCAUGCACCGACACGGGUUCUUCCAUCGAGACAUGAAGCCUGAGAAUGUUCUGUGUUGCGGGCCUGAACUCGUCAAGAUUGCGGACUUUGGAUUGGCCAGAGAAAUCAGAUCAAAUCCUCCAUACACAGACUAUGUUUCCACAAGAUGGUACAGAGCUCCAGAAGUUCUACUCCAUUCUACUGUCUACUCCAGCCCUAUAGACCUGUGGGCCGUCGGGUGUAUGAUGGCUGAACUCUACACCUUCCGGCCGUUAUUCCCGGGCAACAGCGAGAUCGACCAGAUAUUCAAGAUUUGCUCUGUUCUUGGAACUCCAGAUAAGAAGGAGUGGUACGAGGGCCAUCAGUUGGCUUCCAACAUGAACUUCAAGUUUCCGCAAUUCCGUCGCACGCCACUUGGGUCGCUGAUCCCUCACGCAAGCCGAGACGCUAUCAUUCUGUUGGAGGCCUUGCUGCACUGGAACCCUGCAAAGAGACCGACGGCGCAACACGCUCUCAGACAAGCGUAUUUCCAAGUGGGAGGAAAGCUGAGUGGUAUGGUUCCGGACGAUCGACUGAGGCCGCAGUACCUCAACCAAUCACAGAGCAGAGCCUCCGUCAAGAUGUCGUCUCACGUCACACUCAAUGAGAAAGAUCUCGUAAGCCUGCUUAGUGGUGACAAGGGGAUGAAGGAGAACCGAGGGUGGUAUGGAGGUGUCGGGCCGGCGCCGAGGUCAAAGAAGAUGUCGGCAAAACAGCACUACCUCUCCGUGGCCCGCUAUGUAGCUGGUCAUCCUAUUACUUUCGUCAAUAAUGAGCAAUAUCAAAAAAAGCCUCUAGCGGCACGACAGGACGUGUUCGCUCACAACAAGUUGUACGCUGGAGGCAACAAUCCUACGACGGGACGAGGGCGAGUCCACGGCCGAACAGACUGGGCCGCCAAGUAUCUCAAAUGAACCUAAACUUCAAUUUCGACCAAUGUAAAUAAUUUAUUUCAUCCUUUGUAAGCUAUUUGUCUGAAUAAAAAUGUGUAAAACCAAAUCAAA